Messenger RNA from Folsomia candida, 776 nucleotides. RefSeq lists its product as uncharacterized. NCBI's taxonomy places the organism in Eukaryota, Metazoa, Arthropoda, Collembola, Entomobryomorpha, Isotomidae. The coding region runs from base 131 to 574 and encodes 147 amino acids. The record is from RefSeq and is a predicted model, not a curated record. The transcript is spliced from 4 exons.
UAGAUUCAGUUACUGAUCAUAAAAUUAAAAAGUAAAAGUAGUUUCAUGUUUCCUCUAUUUCAUAGAUAAAAACACUAAAGAAUUAAACAUUUUUUCGAAAAUUCCACAACCAACCUUUUAAUACAAAAUCAUGACAUCCCAAUUUGCGUUCCUGUCAACGCUUGUCUUGUUCACACUUUGUGCGUCUUGUCAUUGUGCAAGGGUGGACUAUCAUGUGUGGUACACAUCUGAUCCAGUCAAUGGGGACAGAACUUUCAAACAAGUCAGCUUCUCAGACGUCAAUGUGACGUAUUUUAUCGAUAUCAUGGGAGAGGCAGCAAGAGGGGAUGCUAACUAUGCGUAUUCGUUCACUCAAUACCCAUUCGGAAUAUAUAUCAGAGGAAUUGGUGGCUACAUGGAGAAUGUGAACGAAAAUAUUUUUUGGUACCUCUACGAACUGCAAAGCCCUCCAGAUGUUAAUAAUCCACCGAAGGAUAAUGAUCUCGCGAAAAGUGCUGUGAACGACCUUGUUGUUCAUGAUGGAGGAAUUUAUUUGUUUUGGCUACGACCUUGGACUGAUUCGACAAAAAAUUAAAAAAUUUGGAAAGUAUUAAUGGAAAAGGGAGCAAACUAAAUUCGAGAAAUUGGUUCAACACAUUAGUCGAAUGAGGAGAGUAAGUAAAUCAAAUUAUGCAUAUUAUAAAUUAUAAUAUGUACAAUAAUUAUCUGCUUGAGUUUUGUAUGCAAACUAAUUAUGAUCAAUUUUUAUUGAAUAUGAAAUAAAUAUAUCAACAAAA